AACACGAAAAAAAGUCAAUCCGAUAAUAGAAUAGAGCUCUAACGUGGCUUCAUAAAUUCAAUUACUGAGCUUUGACAUUAUCAAUCCCUGUUUUCACUUAUCGCUCGCUGUAUCAGAGUUAGUUUAAAGCGAGCCAUCAUCGCAUAACAAUCGCUAAAAAUAAACCACGAGCCGCGAGUGCUAGAAGAAUUUAAAGAGCUCGAAAAUUGAAAAUAAAUUUUGUCAAAUUUUACGUUUCAGGUCAUUUAUUUUAAAUUAUUUUUUUCCAACUCUUACAGUCAUCAGACUAGAGUGUUUUUCUCUCUCAAAUAUAAAAUACAUCCAUAAGUUGAAUAAUGUCGUGUGACCAAACUUCGAUUGACAAAUUAUGUCAAAUACACUGUAACAUUGGCUCCUCAACUCAUGAAGAUGAUAUUCAAAAGAACUCACUAUCCCCGGAUCCCUUAUCUCCGAAGCGAGAUGGCAGUGCCACAGGAGCCAAACCAAAACGCAAAUCACGUGGGGCUCGAAGACGUCUAAAUGCGAUGAUGAGUAACGUGUCAUUGCACUUCUCAGAUACUGAUUCCGAAGAUGAACUAUCAAUUGUAAAAACCAAAGUGCGACAGUCCAGUCCAUUAGUGAGAACUGUCAAUGGAGAUAUGGCACCUCCUGUGAUCGAAGUGACGUUAGAAGUGGCUGAUGGUGAGCCUGGAGAUUCCCACUGGGACGGAAUGGGUGGGACAACCCCAAACAGUGAACGGAGAAGCAGUUUUGGAGAAGUACUCACUGAUGUCGAUGAAAUCUACUUCGACGAUCCGAAAUCAGACAACAAAGGCCUGAGUAUUGCUGAUCAAAGUCAAAUUCAGGGGGACACGGAUGUAGAGGACAUGUCAAACGAUGAAGGAGAAGCCGAAGAGCCCAUCUUCAUCUCUUCUCCACAGCUCGACAUUCUAAGGGAAUUUGGAGGAGGCACCAUCACGACUAAAGAAGGCGAUGGGCCAUUUUCUGUUGAAGUGAGAAAUCAAAUGUCAUUUGACGAAGUUGAUGAGCCUCGUGAACAUGGCAAAAUUGAGCCGUUUCCUAAAGGACCCGACACGGACUCUGAAAACGUUGAUUAUUCAGAUGAGGAACCCGAGCUCCACAAUGCCUUCUCCCAAAGAGAUAUAAUGGACUUUGAUCUUCUCGCUGCGUCCCAAAUUGUAAUGAAAAACGUUAACAAGACCGAAAAUUCACUGACUGUACCCGAGCUAUACGAAGACGGCAUAAGUGACAGUCACACUGAUAUUGAAGACAUAGAUUAGUUGUUUUUUCUUAUUCGUCUAAUUAAUCAGUUCUUCAGUGGUUCAUGUAAUAAUUCCAAUGAAGCUCACCAUCCUAAGGAUUUUUAUCUAUUAGAAUCAACUUUGUUUUGAAAAUUUCUUCUCAUUACGAGAAUCAAUAACAAUUUUGUCUUUCUUUUUGCACCACAUGUUCGUUUGCUUUAGGAUGAGAAUGUUUGUACCUUAUAAAAAUCUGCAUGUUCUGCCACUCAUUUGUUAUUGAAUGAUUAUUCAAUUGCAGCCAUCGAUAUAAUUAAUAUGAAAUUGGUUUAUCAAAGAAUGCAUAAUUUAUAAAAUGUACAUUUUUGAUAAAAUUCCUAUCGAUAUACUUUGAAACGAGAUUCUUCUCAUGUUAAUUACAGACAAAGAUGCCAUCCUUAACAUUGUCAUUGACAACCCAAUGGGAUAUUGAAUUAAAAUACUUGAGUACUUUUAACACGAAUACUAAUUGACUGCAAACGCUUAUUAGAAGAAAUCUGAAAAAAUAAUAGAUUUGCCUUAAUGAUAAAUACUUGUACAAAUUAAAGUAAUUAAGACAAUGAAAACAAAUAAAUGACGUUCCACGACUCAUUAGUUCGGGGAUAUUCUGUCAAAUGGGGAAAAAAUCUAAAAGUUCUUAAAGUUUUAUUGUAACUCAAUGUACCUCACGAGAGAAAUUAAAGAGAAAUUGAAAAAAAAACAGAUAACAUGAUCUAAUAAAUAAAGUAACACGAGUAUAA
This is a messenger RNA of Diachasmimorpha longicaudata, 2017 nucleotides long. RefSeq lists its product as uncharacterized. The record is from RefSeq and is a predicted model, not a curated record. Lineage: Eukaryota; Metazoa; Arthropoda; Insecta; Hymenoptera; Braconidae. Bases 336 to 1280 code for a protein of 314 amino acids. The transcript has a single exon.